GGUGCUCUUGUACUUACACGCAACUGAAAGUACAGCAGAAAAUAUAGUGAGUUAGUAUGCUGUUGUAUUCAACAUAAUUGCAGGAACAUAAUUAGCAUGGUUCUUGCGAUUGAGUAGUCAUCGAGAUGGUAGCGACGUUCGCAAGGGCGAGGGAGCGGGCCGCUUGGGAGCAGAGGAAGAGGCACCAGCGGCCUUCUCCGUUUUUUCAGGCUUUCUCAGCUAAGUCCAGUUGCAGCUGCCCAGCAGCAUCAGGUUGUUCACGCCGUUCUGCUGGUACCGGCGCGAGGAUAGUUCUGCUUUCUAGAAUAACAGUGGGCAUGAAGCCGCUAGCUCUGAACACAGUGAGAUCUUCUGACCGUGAAGCUGAGUCCUCCGACGCUUAUGUUGACGACCUCUGUUCCGUGCUGACCGGGGAAGGACGUGUAGUGUGUAAUGCGCACGUAUCCACAGUAAAUUUCCCGUACACGUAAAAAUGCGGUUUUUGCAUGACAAAAUUGGGCUUCGAUCCUAGUUUAGCAUGACAAGUGUUACGCCCCAAAUUGGUGAAAUUUGUGAUGCAUUUUGUACAUGUACAGGAAAUUUGUAUUGCAUAGCACGAGCAGUGCGUGUUCUCCGCCAAAGACGUGGCGGAUCCCGAGGGCUUUUACGCGACAGAGGCCGUCAAGAAGCCCGAAGAAGUAUCAAAAGGAAAAAUCCCCCCUCCCCAUAUCGAAAAGGAAAUUUGUCAUGCUGAUUUGUGGUCACAAAUACCCUCUGUCUUGCCUAUAGGGUAAUGGGAGCAAUGUGGCGCAUUCCACAGCCAGUCUGUCAUUCGCUUUUGACUACUGCAAACCUGUUUGUCAUGCCUUAUUGCUAGCCUUCUGCACAUUCAAACAGGCUUACAAAAUGCCGCCAAGCACUUUCUGCAAGACAGACCUGAUUUGUGUACCCAAAUCCAACAUCAGAAACUUCUUUUUGAUAUGGGGAGGGGGGAUUUUUCCUUACGAUAAGAAGAGUGCCAUCAGGAUUUCUGCGGUCGCAACACACAGGAAGCGGGCUGCGCGGGGGCGUGUCUGUGGACGGGAAGCCGUUGCAUCAACCAGGCGAAACGAGGUAAGUGCCCUAUUUGCUUUGCGUGAUAGAUCAUCCCAUCAUAAUCUAUCAUCUUUGUUUGAUGCAAAAAGAACGCUUCACUCUCUGCGUACGUGGUAUUGCAGACAGAGUUUGAGAGCAUGACGCUCAUCAGUACAUUGGAACCUCCCCGGACAACAAACACCAGAUCCGGCCGUCAUUCUCGAUAAGGAAUGCCGUCAGGCGACCACGCACUCAGUAUGCAAAACAAAGAAAAGGGAUGAACAGACAGAACGGGGUCGAUAUAGUAUUAAGAUGAUACUUCCCUGCAAAUGGCUGUGCUGUGCAUGCCUAAAACUAAAAAUUUUUUGGUCUGCUUCUGCAGCACUGUGCAAGCAUCCAUUGUUUUUUACUGCAUAUACUUUCUUUGCAGUGCAGGAACUACGCCAACGUCGCUGUCUGCUUCAUUUUGCUUUUUUUCAUUUGAUAAUCACAGUGCAAUGAGCUUUUUCCUCGAUGCUCGCUUCAUCCGGGAAAAGGUUGCAGGGGCGAGCCCACUUACGACCUGUGCCGAGAUCACUACACGGCUGCGAUGUGCCAGAAUGCGCCUCAUUCGCCGACCAUGCAAUGCGGUUGGACACUACUCGACCAUGGAAGCGGCCGAGGCGUUUGCCGGUCGGCGCUCCAGGAACAAAACCGAACCCUUGCUACGGCAACAGAGCUACCCUGUGUAAAAACGUUCCUACGUUCAAAAGCACGACCACGGGGGUUUUGCUGUUCAGAUCAACAAGUGAUAGGAGUUCUGCGUGACAGCAUAGAAUAGUCCUAGUUGCGGUCAGUUACCAUGUCUGCGUCAUCUAUCGUGUUCUGAAGAGACCAUAGCAAGUUUCUAUCUAAUUCUAAAGUAACGUAGCUGGAAAGUGGCUCGGGUGGAUAGCUGCAUGCGAAAAUGCAUGACGAGCGUGUGGUUUGCGUGUGCUGCAUUCGUUUGCGCGUAACGCGUGGUCGAUUCGGCUUGUAUAGAGAGUUUUUACACAGAAUGAAUCUUCGUUUCCUACGAGGAUAUUCUUCCCCAGGAGCACGAACUUCGGGUCGGAUUGCGGGCGCCAUCCACCAGGUAGCGUCUCACUGUUGCAUCACGGGCGGCGACUUUGUACUUGGAGUUCCGAUUGAUGUCCUAGGAAAGUUCGACGGUUGCAUCACGGCUCUCCAGGACGCACCCCUCCGCCUUGUACAGUAAAUAAGACUACUGGCGAUUUCGAUUUCCGUAUGAAGAUUCUAUGACAAGUGGUGAUUUCCGUAGGAAGCUUCGAUGUUGGCAGUCACGGAAAACUAAGAGGCGCGCACCGAAAUGCAGAAUCGAGUUGGUGUCUAACUACUCCAAAAGUUGGAACUGUCCGUGCCGCUCCAAAAGUUGGAACUGUCCGGGGAUCAUCAUUUAGUUUUGUGUCACUGCCUAAGUUUCGAAUCAGUGCUACGGAUGAAAAUGCAAAUUGUUAAACGCAAAUAAUUAAUGCAGUUUUUGCAUUGAAGAGCAAGAGGAAGACAGGGUCCCUUAUCCUAGUACUUUUCGUGCAUUUUGUACCCAGAGAGAAAGAGGGUUCAAUGCAUUUUUAUGUACUUACUUACUUUUGCACUACAGAAAUCAAUGCCCGCGUAGCUUUUUGCUCGUCUGGCAUAAUUUAGCGGUAUUCCGAGAAUGAACGAUAUUGAAGCAAUGUUGUGUCGGGCUGCUUUUCAUGGCAUUGUGCAUGUGAGGAAUGAAGAUGAACAGUGGCUAUGAAGUCGAUUGGAAGGUGCGAAUGCGAUUCUUUACCAAUUAUGUUCUCCACUUUGUUUUCAUUUAUCAGGUCUGUUUUGAUCUUCGUAAGCGACGAGAGGGAGAGGCUUUUUUUCUUCAUGGUCAGUUCGGUGUGGGUAACAUGACACGCA
Messenger RNA from Amoebophrya sp. A120, 2982 nucleotides. The record is from the annotation of a GenBank genome assembly. Lineage: Eukaryota; Dinophyceae; Syndiniales; Amoebophryaceae.